Cucumis melo (muskmelon) is the source of this 486-nucleotide messenger RNA. RefSeq lists its product as uncharacterized. The record is from RefSeq and is a predicted model, not a curated record. Bases 1 to 486 code for a protein of 161 amino acids. The transcript has a single exon. Lineage: Eukaryota; Viridiplantae; Streptophyta; Magnoliopsida; Cucurbitales; Cucurbitaceae.
AUGCAGACUGUACAGAGUAGACAAAAGAGUUAUGCUGAUGUGAGACAGAAAGAUCUUGGAUUUUUUGUGGAGGAUAAAGUGUUCUUGAAAGUAGCACGGAAAUGUGUCUUACGAUUUGAAAAGAAAGGAAAGUUGAGUCCUCAUUUUGUUGGACCAUUUAAGAUUCUUGAGCGAAUUGGUUCUGUGGCGUAUUGUUUGGCAUUGCUGCCAUCACUCUCGAUAGUUAAUGAUGUAUUCCAUGUUUCUAUGCUGAGAAAGUAUGUGUCAAAUCCAUCCCAUAUAGUAGAUUAUGAGCCAUUAGAGAUUGAUGAAAAUUUGAGUUAUACAGAACAACCAGUUGAGAUAUUGGCUAGAGAGGUAAAGAUGUUGAGAAACAGAGAGAUCCCUUUAGUUAAAGUCUUAUGGCAGAAUCACAAAGUUGAAGAGGCUACAUGGGAUAGGGAAGACGACAUGAGAGCUCGUUAUCCAGAGUUGUUCGAGGAAUAG